Callithrix jacchus (white-tufted-ear marmoset) is the source of this 5812-nucleotide messenger RNA. RefSeq names its product X-linked Kx blood group antigen, Kell and VPS13A binding protein (gene XK). The record is from RefSeq and is a predicted model, not a curated record. Gene Ontology annotation, cellular component: membrane. NCBI's taxonomy places the organism in Eukaryota, Metazoa, Chordata, Mammalia, Primates, Cebidae.
CAAAGGGAUGUGAACAAUUUCCCAAGAAACCGCCGGCCAAGGGACUCUAGGACCCAGAGGCUGCGCGCGACGCUCGCAGGCCCACGGUAUCCUUUUGAGCUCCGGAGCCACGGCGUGAGGUGUCGGAACAGACAACGGUUCGCGGCCCGCCAGGGGACAGUCACCACAGAGACGCAACUGGCACUGUGGGGAGCAAGCGGGCGGGCGGCGCACGGAGCGCGUAGGCGUGUCCCGGCUGGGCCGCGGUGUCCGCCCCACCCCACCACACCCCAGCCAGGUCGGCCGCCCCCUCCCAGAUCCAGCUCCAGAGCCGAGGCCGGUCGGCCGGGCCCGCGUGCCCUCGGCGGGCUGCGCAGAGCGCGGGAGUAGUUUGGGGCUGAGCAUGCUGGGAGCCCCUCAAGCAACGGCCGCUGCCGCCGCCGCCGCCGCCGCCGCCACCGCCGCGACACAGCCACAGCCACUGCGUCCGCCCCCGGUGAGCGCCGCUGACGCGCGGAGAUGAAAUUCCCGGCCUCAGUGCUGGCGUCCGUGUUCCUGUUCGUGGCCGAGACAACGGCGGCGCUCAGCCUGAGCAGCACCUACCGCUCAGGGGGGGACCGCAUGUGGCAGGCACUGACGUUGCUUUUCUCGCUACUGCCCUGCGCGCUGGUGCAGCUCACGCUCCUCUUCGUACACCGCGACCUCAGCCGCGACCGCCCGCUGGUACUGCUGUUGCACCUGCUGCAACUCGGGCCCCUUUUCAGGUGUUUUGAAGUCUUCUGCAUCUACUUUCAGUCAAGCAACAAUGAAGAGCCUUAUGUCAGUAUCACCAAGAAGAGGCAAAUGCCAAAAAAUGGCCUCUCAGAGGAGAUUGAGAAGGAGGUGGGCCAGGCAGAAGGCAAGCUAAUUACCCACAGAUCAGCAUUCAGCCGGGCAUCGGUGAUACAAGCUUUCUUGGGCUCAGCCCCCCAGCUGACCCUACAGCUGUACAUAAGCAUCAUACAGCAGGACGUCACUGUUGGAAGAAGUCUCCUCAUGACCAUAUCCCUGUUGUCCAUUGUGUAUGGAGCCUUGCGAUGUAACAUCCUAGCCAUCAAAAUCAAGUACGAUGAAUAUGAAGUCAAAGUGAAGCCUCUGGCAUACGUCUGUAUCUUCCUGUGGAGGAGCUUUGAGAUUGCCACUCGAGUUGUAGUCCUGGUCCUCUUUACCUCCAUCCUGAAGACCUGGGUGGUAGUUAUAAUACUCAUCAACUUCUUCAGCUUCUUCUUGUACCCCUGGAUCCUCUUCUGGUACAGUGGUUCCCCAUUCCCUGAGAACAUAGAGAAAGCCCUCAGUCGGGUGGGCACCACCAUUGUACUAUGCUUUCUAACUUUACUCUAUACUGGUAUCAACAUGUUCUGCUGGUCUGCUGUACAGUUGAAAAUAGACAGCCCUGACCUUAUCAGCAAGUCCCAUAAUUGGUACCAGUUACUGGUGUAUUACAUGAUGAGAUUCAUUGAGAAUGCCAUCCUCCUCCUCCUCUGGUAUCUUUUCAAGACUGACAUCUAUAUGUAUGUGUGCGCACCUCUGUUGGUUCUGCAGCUGCUCAUUGCAUACUGCACAGCCAUUCUCUUCAUGCUUGUGUUCUAUCAGUUCUUCCACCCUUGCAAAAAGCUCUUUUCCACCAGUGUUGUUGAAGGCUUUCAGAGGUGGGUGAGAUGUUUUUGCUGGGCCUGCAGGCAGCAAAAAUCCUGUGAGCCAAUAGGAAAGGCAGAUCUACAGUCAUCCAGAGAUAGAGAUGAGACACCUUCUAGCAGUAAAACAAGUCCUGAGCCUAGUCAGUUAAUGAAUGCCGAAGAUCUCUGCUCUGCUUAAUGGGACCCAAGGUCUCAGGGCACAGACAUAUUAUUUUCUGGGUUUGAUACCUGUUAUUCAUAUAAAUAAUUAGCCCUGCACAGGGAACAAGGCAGGAAGUUAGCUGUCAACUCCUUGUGAGCUGCUUCUCUUUAUAGAGCUCUUGAGUAUGUAGAACUGUAUGGGAAGAAGCCAGGGAAACCUCUGAGUGUUGAAGGGGCAGCCCAAGACAUCACAGUUCACAGGUAACCAUGUUAUGUCCUUUUCACUGACAAGUUACCCCUGAAAUCUGAGUUGUACUGGUUAAAUGCAUCAGGUGGAAUGAGGAGAGGGGCUUACCUGUUCUCUAGUUUUCCAGACUGUUGGUUUGGGUAACCUGAAGAUUUAUUAUCCCUGAACAUAAUUUUCACCCAAGAGCUGUCCUGGUGACCAAAAAACGUUACUAGAGUUUGCCAUCAAUAAUAUCAUUCCAGUCAGAGCUUUCAGGGAGGGCUAUUCAAGUUUGGUUUUUGAAUAGAUAGAUGUUUCAUAUUCAUCUCAUUAGGGCUUUUUGUACAUAGCCAACUGUAGCUACCCUGGCAUGCUGUCUCUAAUUGAUUCAAGAGUCUAGAUUUGGAGACUUUAUUCCUUAGCAUCCAUGGAUGCAGAAAUGAAUAAUAAAUUUGGCUAUGGAAGCCCUGGAAUUUUAGGAAAGUUGUGAUUCUUUGAUAUUUUGGUGAAAUUCUGGAUCAGGAGGGGUGUUAAAACAUCAAAAUUAUGGAGGCUUAUAUAAGUAGAAUUCUUACUAUCUUACUCCUCCUCCCCCAUCUUUGCCUGUCAGGAACAUUUUAGACAAGAGUUACCUUUGUUAAUUUAAGGGUUUGUUUUUUGUUUUUGUUUUUAUUUUUUUAGAAAACCUGAUAGAAAUCUCUCACCCAGUUCAGGUAUAUAGGGAAUUUUCCUUUUCAUUAUUUGAAGGAAGAGGGUUUUCCUCACCACCACCCAUAAUUAGAGAUUGACUUCAGAAACUUUUCUAAAUUAUAAAGACGAAUGACCAGAAAAUUUUUGUCUUUCAUUGAAUGAAAUUUGAUUUAGCAUAAUCAUGAGUUAAUUUGAUAAAGAUCUCCAGUUUUAUUCUUUGACACGCUUUAAUGUUCUAUAUAUUUUUUCCUUUAAUCUGAGACCCUAUUUGUUUCGUAAAAGAAGAUUGGUUAGCAUAUCCUCAAUUGUCUUGGAAAAAAUGCCUAGAUCUAGUACCAUUAUUUCUAUCAUUAAAAUCUUGAAAAUGAAUUACUUGAAAACAGGUGACCAUAAAGAUUAUACCAAUUUAGAAUGAAUAUUAGAGUAAAGUAUGAGAAAUUUACAAAAGGGCUCUAUUUAAGGACUCGAUUUUAUCAUAUGGAAUAGGGAUCCAUUCUCUAUGUUAACCUACAAAACAUAUUUAUCUGGCCAUUGCACUUCUGAUAAUUUUCAUUUUUAAUUCUUCAUGGUGUCAAAUUUUUAAGUAAUUUCAUGCACACAGGUGAAAAUGCAAUUUAGUAAUCAGUUUCUACUACAUUCAGAGGUCAAGGAAACUGCAUAUAUUCUUUCACAAGGCAUCUAUAUUGUUUAACAUUUAUAGAGUUCAUAGAAAUACAUCAAUAAGCUCCUAAACUAUACAGCCUCAAUUUCAGUUUUUCGCAUAUGAAAUGUUUUUUGUUUAUCAAUAUUUGUGGUUUAACUUUGUGGGGAUGCCCAGACAGUAGAUCAUUUUUUGUCUAUAUUUUACCAAAUAAGAAUAACACUCAGGCCCGGUGCGGUGGCUCAAGCCUGUAAUCCCAGCACUUUGGGAGGCCGAGGCGGGUGGAUCACGAGCUCAAGAGAUUGAGACCAUCCUGGUCAACAUGGUGAAACCCCGUCUCUACUAAUAAUACAAAAAAUUAGCUGGGCGUGGUGGCACGUGCCUGUAAUCCCAGCUACUCGGGAGGCUGAGGCAGGAGAAUUGCCUGAACCCAGGAGGCGGAGGUUGCAGUGAGCCGAGAUUGCACCAUUGCACUCCAGCCUGGGUAACGAGCGAAACUCCGUCUCAAAAAAAAAAAAAAAAAAAAGAAUAACACUCAAGACUAUGUUUUCCAUUCCAACACAUCACUUACCACUUUCACUAUUUUUAAUAGGCCUAAAAUAGUGAGCAUAUAUAAUCAAAAUGAUACUUCAUACAACAUAUACUUCCAUGCACUCUCCAUGUAAUCACAUAUAUGCAUAGAUACACAAUUGUAAUACAUAAAACACCCUUGAAAAUAUAUAAUGAUUUGGAGUAAAAUAAAACUACCAUGUUAACACAUCAUUUUUUUGUUUUUUCUAAUUAACAAAAGGACUCUAUAAAUGAUUAGGAGAGCAGUAAUGGAAUUCUUUAGUCAUUUCAAGUGUGUAUUUGUAUCACACCAGUUACUUGUGUUCAUUGACACCAAAUAUUUUCAAGCUUUUUGUCAGGCAUUCUUGCCUUGAGGUUUUGCAGUAGCAAGUGAUAGGGAUGAUAGUGCUCCCUUUUCACCUGAGAUGCCUUCAGCUCAUACCUUGGGAGUGAGGUGUGGGAGUAGCCACCAGCUUACCACUGACUAGGCACGUUAAGAAUUAGACAAGGAUGGAGAGACUGGUUUUUUCCAGUCUUGGCUUGGAAGCUUGUUUCAAAAACCAUUACAAAAUCUCAACCUUCAAAUACAUUUUAAAUCACUUUAAUUUAGAAUAUAGGUGAGCAACUUGAGUGAUCCCAAACCAAACUGACAGUGCUGGUUUGUCAGACACCCAGAGCUCACUUCACACAUUUAUAAGGACAGAGAUUUGGUAACUCAUUUGGGCAUUUGGUCAGUUUUAACCCCUGAUAUACAGGUAUUCCAGCUUUGGGGACAUGUAUGUCCAUUCACUUUUGGGGAGAGAUAUCACUACUUUCUUUCUGUGUGGUGAAAGCAUAAGCCAUGGUGAACUGAUAAUUUUUGUUUUUAAAUUAUUUAUAUUACUGAAUUGGCAAAAUUACAGUUCACACUUCAGAGCUACAUUGUCCUAUGGGCAUAAAACAAACCAGCAAAUUUUCUCAUGCAUUUGAAGUUAAAAUGUGUUUUUCAGUUAUAAUUUCAAUUUUUAAAUUUUUUGGUGCUUUGUCUAAUUAAUUACAUGCCAUAAUUUGUCAGAAUAGCUGCUUCAACUGAAUUGCUAUCAUUCGGCUGGAUGGGAGUGAACUAUGUCCUCAAAAUAUAUUGAAAUAAGUUUGUCAAACAUGUUUAGACUUUCUCUCAUUGCUGUAGACAGGCCAGUGUAGAGAUUGGCAUAUCCCUGUCCAGUCCUACAACUUAAUUCCUCUAUGCCUCAGUUUCCCCAUUAUACACUUGUCCAACCUACCUCAAAGGUUGUCAGAAAGAUCAAAUUAAAUAAUAGAUGUGAAAAUGCUUCGACAAUGUUUUUAAGUGCUAUGCAUAUUUAUAGAGUUGUUAUUAUAGUUAUUCAAAUCCAUAAAAAGGUUAUUAUUAUUUUUUUACUGUUUGAAAAGAAAUAUGUAGUGUCAUUCAUAGGAGUUCCUGAGUGGAUAUGUGAAUCUUUGGUCUUCUUGGCAGGUGCCCUUUCUCUUACCACCAGUUGCUUACAAAAAUUAGCACCCAAACACAUGGCACUUGGAGGAAAAAGACCCACUAAAUCUGAUAAAGUACUUUCUGGUGGCAAAUGAAUUUUUCAUUUUAGUAUAGUUUUCUAUAAAGCAUAUAACAACAUCUUUUGAUAAUUGUUCUUUACAACUUGAAUGCUGAUUCAAGGCAUUAAUUGGAUGUGAGUUUAAUCUUUUCAGCCUUGCAAAUGGGAAAAUAUACAUUAAAAUUCAUUGUCAAAUACAGCAUUUCUUUGGAAACCACCUUAAAACAUUAGUGCUAUGGUUAUGAGUGUAUGUGCCAGUACUUACCAUUGUGAAUAUGAGCUUUCAUUGACUGCUUCUCUGCAGUCAUUAAUGCUAAUAAAUAUUGUUAUGUUUCUUCAUAUAAUAAAUUAAUUUUUUAAUUUC